CCUGAACAGAAGUACAGAACCUCGUUCGGGCUGAGAUCUGGCACAGUGGUACGAGGAUGGCCAAGCCAUGGCGGAAUCUUUUUUCUGAACGACUGCCUCGGCGUGGACCUCGAGUUCCUUCGCCUCGACCGUUUCGAACCUGCGUUGAGAUCAGAGGACCAGGCGGAGGAAGAUGCGCACUGCCAGAGGAUGCGCAUGCUUGGUGCAGUGUGGUUUGAAAGCGAACACCCCUACGAACUGGAAGAUUAUUCAAACUUUGGCGACUACCCGAUAACGUCUCGAAGAAGCGAUCAUGUCAUUGCCGGGUAUCCAGCAACGGGGGGCGUCUGGGUUCUCCGGACCUUUGAGGAGGACGGUCUGAAAAUUGGACUCGGUCGAAUCAAGAACGCCAACGAUAUGGAAGAGAGGUGCAGGGUCAUUCAGAGACUUGGAGGGGUAUUUUACGAAGACCCUUUCGAAUCACCCGAACUGGAUCUU
Messenger RNA from Colletotrichum godetiae, 477 nucleotides. RefSeq lists its product as uncharacterized. The transcript has a single exon. The record is from RefSeq and is a predicted model, not a curated record. The annotation marks the transcript as partial. Lineage: Eukaryota; Fungi; Ascomycota; Sordariomycetes; Glomerellales; Glomerellaceae.